AUGUCUUCCAAAACAUACAACAUUCUUACCCUCCCCGGAGACGGCAUCGGUCCCGAAAUCAUGGCCGAAGCGAUCAAGGUUCUCCAGGCUUUCUCCUCGCCUAAUCUCAACUUCAACCUGCGUAACGAACUCAUCGGCGGCUGCAGCAUCGAUGCGCAUGGCACACCCAUUACGGACGCAGUCAAACAGGCCGCUCUCGAAUCUGAUGCCGUUCUAUUUGCUUCCGUCGGUGGACCAAAGUGGGACUCUUCCCGAAGAGGUUUGGAGGGUCCAGAGGGUGGCUUGUUGCAGCUCAGAAAGGUGCUGGAUGUCUAUGGCAACGUGAGACCGUGCAGCACGGACGUAUGCGCGAGUGUGAGUCGGGAAUUCAGCCCGUAUCGGACAGAAGUCGUUGAGGGUGUGGACUUCGUAGUUUUAAGAGAAAACUGCGGCGGGGCGUAUUUCGGGAAGAAAGUUGAAGAUGAGGACUAUGCGAUGGAUGAAUGGGGCUACUCAACUCAAGAAGUCCAGAGGAUUGCCCGUCUCGCAGCCCACGUUGCCCUCAGACACGACCCUCCUUGGCCCGUUAUCUCCAUGGAUAAGGCCAACGUCCUCGCAUCUUCCCGUCUCUGGCGCCGCGUCGUGGAAAAGACACUCACCACCGAAUUUCCACAAGUCAAAUUCUCCCAUCAGCUCGCUGACUCUGCUUCACUCAUCAUGGCUACGAAUCCACGGUCGUUGAAUGGUGUACUCCUAGCCGAUAACACUUUCGGUGACAUGCUCUCCGAUCAGGCUGGAUCGAUCGUUGGCAGUUUGGGGGUCCUACCAAGUGCUAGUUUGAGCGGUAUUCCCGGCGAGAAGAGAAAAGACGGCAAGAAGUCAUACGCAUUAUACGAGCCAACGCAUGGCUCUGCGCCAACGAUCGCCGGCAAAAACGUGGCGAACCCACUCGCCAUGAUUCUCUGCGUUGCAAUGAUGUUCCGGUACUCAUUCAACAUGGAACCUGAGGCAAAGGCCAUCGAGAAUGCUGUCACGGCCACAUUGGAGGCUGGCAUUCGCACACCUGACCUUGGAGGAAAGGCGGGAACCACCGACGUCGGUAAUGCUAUUGUGGCCCACAUCAAAAAAUCUUUGAGUAUAUAA
Messenger RNA from Coccidioides posadasii C735 delta SOWgp, 1122 nucleotides. It is a transcript of the gene LEU2B, whose product is annotated as 3-isopropylmalate dehydrogenase B. Gene Ontology annotation, biological process: L-leucine biosynthetic process. NCBI's taxonomy places the organism in Eukaryota, Fungi, Ascomycota, Eurotiomycetes, Onygenales, Onygenaceae. Gene Ontology annotation, cellular component: cytosol. Gene Ontology annotation, molecular function: magnesium ion binding; NAD binding; 3-isopropylmalate dehydrogenase activity. The record is from RefSeq and is a predicted model, not a curated record.